AUGAUGUCUAUGAACAGCAAGCAGGCUUUCAGCAUGCACCCCAUCCUGCACGAGCCGAAAUACACCCACCUGCACACCAGCUCGGAGGCCAUCAGGAGAGCCUGUCUGCCAGCCCCCCAGAUCCAAGGCAAUAUCUUCGCGGGCUUCGAUGAGACUUUGCUGAGAGGGGCUGAAGCUCUGGCAGCUGUGGAUAUAGUGUCUCAGAAAACCCAUCCCUUCAAACCAGAUGCCACCUACCACACCAUGAGCAGCGUCUCCUGCACGCCUACCUCUUCUUCGGUUCACCUGCACCACCCCUCGGUGCUGACCACCCACCAUCACCACCACCACCACCACCAGCCCUCGCAGGGUUUGGAGGGGGAGCUCCUGGACCACCUCAACUCUGCCAUCCCGCUGGGGGGUGUGCCCGGACCCGAGGUGGGCUCCACGCCCUCCCACCCGCACUCCCACAUGCCAGCCCUCAACCACAUGGCCCACCACCCUCAGUCCAUGAACAUGUCCCACCCCCACGGCUUGGCCUCCCAUGCUGUCAUCUCAGGCCCCGAGACAGAGACAGACCCCAGGGAGCUGGAGUCCUUUGCUGAGCGGUUCAAGCAGAGGAGGAUCAAACUUGGGGUGACCCAGGCAGACGUGGGCUCCGCCUUGGCCAACCUGAAGAUCCCAGGUGUUGGCUGCCUGAGCCAGAGCACCAUCUGCAGGUUCGAGUCCCUCACCUUGUCCCACAACAACAUGGUGGCCCUGAAGCCCAUUUUGGAGGCUUGGCUGGAGGAGGCUGAGAGGGCUCAACGAGAGAAAAUGACCAAGCCCGAAAUCUACACUGGCGGGGACAAGAAACGCAAGCGCACUUCCAUAGCAGCCCCGGAGAAGAGGUCGCUGGAAGCUUAUUUUGCUGUGCAGCCCAGACCUUCCUCGGAGAAAAUCGCAGCCAUUGCAGAGAAGUUAGACUUGAAGAAGAACGUGGUGCGCGUCUGGUUUUGCAACCAAAGACAGAAACAGAAAAGGAUGAAAUUUUCUGCAACCUACUGA
Emys orbicularis (European pond turtle) is the source of this 1026-nucleotide messenger RNA. RefSeq names its product brain-specific homeobox/POU domain protein 3. The record is from RefSeq and is a predicted model, not a curated record. Gene Ontology annotation, biological process: regulation of transcription by RNA polymerase II. Lineage: Eukaryota; Metazoa; Chordata; Testudines; Emydidae. Gene Ontology annotation, molecular function: DNA-binding transcription factor activity, RNA polymerase II-specific; RNA polymerase II cis-regulatory region sequence-specific DNA binding. The transcript has 2 exons. Bases 1 to 1026 code for a protein of 341 amino acids.